AUGAGGUCCUCGAAGUCUCCUUUUAAAAGGAAGUCUCACAGUCGUGAGACAUCACACGAUGAAAACACAUCGUUUUUCCACAAGAGAACAAUAUCCGGUAGCAGUGCUCACCAUUCUAGAAACGUCAGUCAAGGUGCAGUACCCUCUUCCGCACCACCUGUUUCUGGUGGAAAUUAUUCGCAUAAGAGAAACGUGUCGAGAGCUUCAAAUUCCUCUCAAACUUCGAAUUUUUUAGCCGAACAAUAUGAAAGGGAUAGGAAAGCCAUAAUUAAUUGCUGCUUUUCCAGACCCGACCAUAAGACAGGUGAACCGCCGAAUAAUUAUAUUACACAUGUCCGGAUUAUAGAAGAUUCAAAAUUCCCUAGUUCAAGACCUCCUCCAGAUUCAAAAUUGGAGAACAAAAAGAAAAGACUCCUUAUUUUGAGUGCCAAGCCCAACAAUGCCAAGCUAAUACAAAUUCAUAAAGCAAGAGAAAACUCAGACGGCUCUUUUCAAAUUGGUAGAACUUGGCAGUUGACCGAACUAGUAAGAGUAGAGAAGGACCUGGAGAUAUCUGAAGGCUUCAUUCUUACCAUGAGUAAAAAAUACUACUGGGAAACGAAUUCUGCGAAGGAAAGAACUGUUUUCAUUAAAUCUCUAAUUACUCUAUACAUUCAAACAUUCGAAGGUCAUGUCCCUGAAUUGGUCAAUUGGGAUUUAUCCCUUUUUUAUCUUGACGAGAGGAGUUAUCAAAGAGCAGUCAUCACAAAUCGCCCCGGUUCCGUAUCUCCAAUAAAGUCACCUACAAGUAAUUUCACGACAAACACUACCCAAUCGGUGGGCUCUGUCCCCUUUUCAGCACCUACUGAGAGGACAAGAAGGUCUGAAACAGAAAGCGUUAAUCCAGUGUCAACGCCUGCAAGCGUGGAAUAUCAUGCAGGAAUGAAAUCUCUAAAUAAGGCCCCCUAUUCUUCCAAUUCGACAUUGAAUGAAGUGAAUAAAAGAUACGAGUUAGAGCAACAACAGCAACAAGAAGAGGCUGAACUGAGACGAUUAGAAGAGCAAAAAAGACUUCAGUUACAAAAGGAAAAUGAGAUGAAAAGAUUAGAAGAGGAAAGAAGAAUAAAGCAGGAGGAGAGGAAAAGGCAAAUGGAAUUGGAACACCAACGACAACUCGAAGAAGAGGAACGAAAACGUCAAAUGGAACUGGAGGCUAAAAAGCAAAUGGAGUUGAAACGUCAACGGCAAUUCGAAGAAGAGCAACGCCUAAAAAAAGAGAGAGAACUAUUGGAAAUACAGAGAAAACAAAGAGAACAAGAAACAGCUGAGAGAUUAAAAAAAGAAGAGCAAGAAGCGCUUGCUAAAAAGGAGGAGGAAGAAAAAAGUAAAAGAAACAAAGUAGACAAUGAAAGUUAUACUCAAGAAAUAAAUGGUAAGGUUGAUAACCUUUUGGAGGACUUAAACGCAGUUUUGGCGGAAGAAACAGAAACCACCCCUACUAUGCAAAAUGGUACUUACGUGCCCGAGAGAAGUACAGCUAGAGCUCAUGACCAAUUAAAAAAACCACUAAAUAUUGCCAAAGUUGAGUCACUCGGUGGAAGCGAUUUGAAUGACUCGAUCAGUUUGAGUGACGAGAUAGCAGGUUUGAAUACAUCUAACUUAUCAGGAGAGGACCAAGAUGAGAAGAACGAUCUUUCGUUCGAGAAGGGAGAUGAGGUUAGGUAUAGCAAUAAUUUUGAAGGUGAAGCUCCUCACGUGUACCAUGAAGUGUCAAUUAUUCAAGAAGAAGCACCUGCCGUUUCGCAGAAAUUAAUCCUUCCGGAAGAGAAUAACGAAUCUGAAGCGCUGAUUGAAUCUAAAGAGGAGAUAAAAACGAUGGAAAAUAUUGACGAUGAGGUUUUAUUAGAAAUAUUAACAGAUAUCAAUUGGUCCAUUGAAGACGAUGCUGAUAGUAUGAUUGAAAGGAUUGACUUAAGAUUGGCGGAAACGGAAUACUUAUUCAACCAAAAUUUAUUAUCUUUGCAAAAAAUUGGGCCUAAUAUCCGCCCCUACGAAGACAAGGUCAAUGACGAAUGUCAUCGCAUAAUCCCCACUCUCUCUUUAUUCUUGAUGGAAAUGAGCAAUUUUUCUAAUGAUAUCGAAAACGUAGAGAGCCAAGAUAACGGAUUACAAGUUGAAAGUGCUAACAAGAAACUUCUAUGGAACACACUUGAUGAACUUUUGAAAACUGUAUCUCUUGAUGAAAUUUCCCUAAAUCAGUUAUUAGAAUGUCCAAUAAGAGAGAAGAACUUGCCAUGGAUGGAAAACCAAUUGAAUUUAUUAUUAAAAGCAUUUCAAGCAAUAGGCAGCGAUGGAAAUGAAGUAGAAUAUAAUCUAAGAGAAAUUUCCGGACUAAAGCAGAGGCUACAGUUUUAUGAGAAAGUUACCAAGAUAUUUCUUAACAGAAUUGUGGAGGAAAUGCAGAAGAAAUUCUCAAAUAUACGUGGACAAGAUAUCUCACACGAUCAAAUGAUUAGAAUUUUGACGACUUUAUUGAUAUUUUCUCCUUUAAUACUGUUCUGUAAAGAAAUUUCACAAAAAUCGUAUCAAGCAAUUGUGGAAAAUUGGAACGUCAGUAUUCAACCAGUAUACAUGGAGUUAUGGACUAAGAAAAUAUCACAAUUACAAGGCAUUGACACAAAUGAUGAAAAAAUGAAUGAGCUGAGCUUAAGCCAGUUACUAAAUGAAUGGGACACAUUUAGAAAAGAGAGAAAAACAAAUGAUAUCAACCCGGUUUUCAAGAAUAGUUUUUCUCUUCUUACCGAGUGCCUUCAAACCAUGAGGCAAGAAUGUAUUGUUUAUCAAAAUUUUGUCGAAGUGUUCUUUCAUAUAUCUUCAAAGCAUAAUUUCGAAGAAUACAUUAAACAUUUCAAUGAUCCAGAUGCUCCUCCAAUAUUAUUAGAUACUGUGAAAGUAAUGCAAUCUGAUAGAGAAGCAGCCGUUAUUGAAACCCAGUUGGUCUCAAGAAUAUUCCAACCUAUUGUCACUAGGCUGUCCUCAUAUUUUGUAGAAUUAGUGAAAGCCGAACCAACGGUAGCCCCAGCCUUAACUUUUUACUUGGAGAAUGAAAUUAAAAGCUUAGAAUCAUCCAACCAUGAAUUUUUAUUGUCUGCAGUGACUAGAAUGUACACACAAAUAAAACAAGUGUGGUCUGAUAAUGUAGAAGAGCAGGUUUUGCACUUCGAAAGAAUUUCUAACGCAACCACCAAUGGAGAAAUUCUUCCAGGUAUACUUGAUUUACCAGUAGGCUUGAAGAAUUCAGAAGAUUUGUUCCAAUUUGCUAAGAGGUCUAUGGAUAUUAAAGAUACCGAUGAAGGCUACGAGUCCAUCGAAUUAAUGAAUUCGAGCUUCAGGAAGCUAAGCAUAGCUGCCACACGAUCGAUAACUCACAAAGAAGUUAAUUCAAGCAUUAAUCCAAACCUUUCAGAUACUGCUGCUUUAAAUAAUGACUAUAUGGAAACUAUUUCUCUCCUAGUGAACAGUAACUGGCUAACUGAAAUGCUUUCCAUGUUAAACUUCAAUAAGGAUGGUAUAUUUGAUACGUCAUUGCAAAACGUUAAGAAAGUUUUCGAUGUGGAAAAAGAAUCUUAUGCUUCCUUUCUACUCCGCGAUACUAUGCCUAAACUAACAGCCUUUGUUUAUGGUGUGAGCAACAUCAUUGAAAAUACCAACAAUGUGAACAUGACCAAUCCUUCAAGAUGGGCCGCAUAUAGCAGGCAGAACCUAGAGAACAUUCUUUUAGCAUACACUUCCCAUGAAAUUGAAACUCUAGUAAAAAGGCUGCACACUCAUAUGGUAAAUGACUUCGGUUACCACCAAGAAAAUGCCAUAAACAACGUCCUAUGCGAUAAGUUGUGGUCGUGCAUUCAAGGUCAAACCGUCUCACUAUACUUGAAACUAUACACUGUAAUUGAUAAACACUAUAGAGGGACAAACAUACGCUUCACGAAGAACGAUAUCAUAAGUGCGUUCGAGGAAUACAAGAAUGCCUAA
Molecule: messenger RNA, 4011 nt
Organism: Saccharomyces cerevisiae S288C
Lineage: Eukaryota; Fungi; Ascomycota; Saccharomycetes; Saccharomycetales; Saccharomycetaceae
Gene: SEC3
Product: GTP-Rho binding exocyst subunit SEC3
Exons: 1
Coding region: 1-4011 (1336 amino acids)
Biological process (GO): exocytosis
Cellular component (GO): cellular bud tip; exocyst
Source: RefSeq, marked reviewed